UAGAAAAAGAAAAUAUCUUCAUCAUAUCAAUAAUAAUAACAACAACAACAUUAAUAUACAAUUCCAUGGUUGAGUUGAGGUUGUUUAGGAUAUCUUCAUUAAUAAUGUUGUUGGGUUGUGUUUUGGUAGUGGUGAUUACGGCGGCGGCGGCAGUUCCCGGGAAGAAUGUUAGUACAUACGAGGGAAGGAGGGGGGGAAUUGGAAUGGUGCCAGCCAUGUUCAUAUUUGGAGACUCUCUAAUUGAUAAUGGGAAUAAUAACAAUCUUCCUACGUUUGCAAGAGCUAACUAUUUCCCUUAUGGUAUUGAUUUUCCCCAAGGUCCAACUGGUCGUUUCUCCAAUGGUUACACUAUUGUUGAUGAAAUAGCGGAAUUGCUGGGGCUUCCUUUAAUUCCUCCAAGCACAUCUCCAGCAACUGGAGCGAUGCGGGGACUAAAUUAUGCCUCUGCAGCUUCUGGAAUCCUUGAUAUCACCGGAAGAAACUUUAUCGGCCGCAUACCCUUCAAUCAACAGAUAAGGAACUUCGAGAACACGCUGGAUCAAAUAACUGGCAAUCUUGGCGCCGCCAUGGUGGCUCCAGUGGUGGCUCGCUGCAUAUUCUUCGUCGGAAUGGGUAGUAACGACUACCUUAACAACUAUUUAAUGCCUAAUUAUCCCACUAGAAGCCAGUACAAUAGCCGCCAAUUCGCCAAUCUCUUGAUCCAACAGUAUACUCAGCAGCUCACCAGGCUUUACAACCUUGGAGGUCGGAAGUUCAUAAUCCCAGGGAUUGGAACAAUGGGGUGCAUUCCUAACAUAUUAGCUCGGAGUUCCGAUGGAAGAUGCUCAGAAGAAGUAAACCAACUGAGCCGAGAUUUCAAUGCAAACGUCAGAACCAUGAUUGCAAACCUUAAUGCCAAUCUUCCUGGUUCAAGAUUCACAUACCUCGAUAUUGCUCGCAUGAACCAAGAUAUCCUUGCAAACCCAGCAGCUUAUGGAUUCAGAGUGGUGGAUCGUGGGUGCUGUGGGAUUGGGAGGAACAGAGGACAAAUAACAUGUCUUCCAUUUCAAAUGCCAUGUCUAAAUAGAGAAGAGUAUGUGUUUUGGGAUGCAUUCCAUCCAACUCAAAGAGUGAAUAUCAUCAUGGCAAGAAGGGCUUUCAAUGGUGACUUUUCUGUUGCUUACCCUUUCAACAUACAACAGCUUGCCACUCUUGAUCUCUGAUUAACUGCAACCCCUUCAUUAUAAAUAUAUAUACAUACAUAUAAAUAUGCGUGUGCGCGCAAUUAGAUGAAGAGGAAAUAGAGAUAAGAGGCUUGAAUAAUUUUAGCUCUUGUGUGUUGGUUUGAUGCAAAAUAUCUACUUGGUUUGGCUGUUUUUUCUUUUCUUUCCUUUUUUAGUGUUAAAUGUAAAUACACAUAUAUAGAUUAUGUUCUCUGAAUGCUACUUUUAUUUUUGUAAUUUCUUUA
Molecule: messenger RNA, 1447 nt
Organism: Cucumis melo (muskmelon)
Lineage: Eukaryota; Viridiplantae; Streptophyta; Magnoliopsida; Cucurbitales; Cucurbitaceae
Product: GDSL esterase/lipase At1g71691
Exons: 5
Coding region: 66-1202 (378 amino acids)
Molecular function (GO): hydrolase activity, acting on ester bonds
Source: RefSeq, a predicted model, not a curated record